Agrilus planipennis (emerald ash borer) is the source of this 2216-nucleotide messenger RNA. Its product is annotated as synaptotagmin-16. Bases 573 to 2216 code for a protein of 547 amino acids. The transcript is spliced from 9 exons. The record is from RefSeq and is a predicted model, not a curated record. NCBI's taxonomy places the organism in Eukaryota, Metazoa, Arthropoda, Insecta, Coleoptera, Buprestidae.
UUGUCUGUAAUAAAGAGGGUAUUUGGGAUACGGCAUGGUGCCGCCUGUUGAAUUAAAAUUCGUGUCCGGGACGUUUGCCGGUUACGAAAAAUCCUUCGGCGACCCAAAUUAUCUUUUCCAAGGACACCAAGGACGUUUGUCGUUGAGACGGGCCUGUAUCUAAGGAUAACGGGACGCAAGCGCCCUUUCUCGCCGAUUUUCAAUUUUUUAUUAUUCUUUAAAGACUAGCGCACCGUACGCAGGCAACGACAGUGUACAAAUACGAAUGUGGACGAUGGUGGUGUACGAAGUUUUAGUGUUGAUAAAAUAAAAAUUUUUGAAGCUGGGCUACUCUUGUCCCCCCGUUGCGAACUUAGGUCAAGGACGUUUUGUACCUAUCUGUCUAUUUAAUUCGUUUGAUACCAAACCUGAUAGUAGUUGUAAUUGUGUUUUAAAAUGAACAUAAACGAAAAAUUUUAAAAAAAGUGUUCUACUCAGUGUGAUUUGUCAGCUAUUACUUAUCAGUGUAUGCAUUGUUCCUCGUUAAACACUUCUUGCGAUAGCAUGCAAAAAAAGAAAAACGGACCAUCAAAAUGACAGCAGUUUCUGAAAUUGGUUUCGUUAGUGGAACUGCGCUAUUUGGAGUAGUGGCAGGCUUUGGAAGUCUUAUGCUGGUGUUUUUGUUGUAUAUAAACAAACGAUGGUGGUUCAACAAUGUGGGAGGAAUGUCGUGUUGCAACGACAUUUGUCCCCCCGUUUCGUCCAGGCCUGCAUCUUCGACAUCUUUGCCUAGUUCCAUUCUACCACGAUCCAAGCAAAAACUAAUAAAGACAUUUUCCUUUGACGUGGGAGACUCUAGUUCAGAAUCCGAAGUGGGUGGAUCAAAUGAAGCUCAACAGCAAAAACCAUGCUCAUCGACGGCUUCGACUAAUCCUAAAGAUGUCUAUUACCCACCAAGAUCAGCUCAGGAUUUAUCUUUAGCCGAGAAAGGCAAAGCUGGCAUUACCAGCAACAGUUCUUGUUGCAGUUCGACGACUAGUUCAGUUGGAGAAAAACAUAGUACUAACACCAAUACCAUUUCGGCUUUCAGUAAAACUGUUGUCAGCGAACAGAUGAACGAUAGCAUAAGACCGUUCGAAUUUUCGGAAUCGAAAAUAGACAAUCAAAAUUUGGAAUAUCAACAAGAACAACAGACAAACUGUAAAAGCGCGAAAAUAAAUAUCCAUGACAGUGAAGAUCAGUGCAUCCUGGUGAUGAACCCGAGCGAGGCCGAUCUGGAAAGCGGAGAUUUGUUAUCAAACUUAGAGUCGGAUCGACUAGAACCGCAAACGUUUCAGAUAAGCAGAUGUGGUCAACUCGAAAUAGCUUUACAAUACGACGCCCCCAUGCGUAAGAUGACCGUGCACGUCCUUCAAGCGAGAGACAUACCGAGUCGGGAUCGUGGUCAACCCACUCAUACACAGGUGCGUCUAAUUUUGCUUCCUAGCAAGAAGCAAAAACACAAAACGAAAAUCCGUUCUGGCGAAAAUCCACAAUAUCUCGAGAGUUUCUUACUGCACCGCGUUAAUCCCGAAGACGUCAACUCCAUGGGUCUGCGACUUAGACUAUAUGGCUGUGAACGUAUGAGAAGAGAACGUCUUAUCGGGGAAGCUAUAGUUAGUUUCGCUAACAUUAACCUCGAGUUCGAAAACAACCUCUGGUUGAACCUAGAACCAAGAGCCAAUUUAGCGUUAAACGGAUGCACUACGGACAUGAUGAGUCUUUCUAGAUCAGACAGCACUGGCUCGACUCAUUCUAUGCAACACGGUGGCGUUCCAGAAUUACUUUUGGGACUUUCUUAUAACGCAACUACCGGACGUCUAAGUGUGGAAAUUGUUAAGGGAUCACAUUUCAGAAACUUGGCCUUAAAUAGAGCUCCUGAUACUUACGUUAAACUUCACCUGGUUAGUAGUACUGGCCAACAAUUGGGAUACAGCAAAACGACAGUCAGGAGGGGGCAGCCAAAUCCACUCUUUAAGGAAACUUUCAUCUUUCAGGUAGCUCUGUUCCAACUAGCAGACGUUACCUUAAUGGUAUCAGUUUAUAACAGAAAGGGGGUGACAAAAAAGAAAGAGAUGGUAGGUUGGUUUAGUUUGGGUUUAAACUCGAGCGGUGCUGAGGAACUUGCCCACUGGAUGGAUAUGAAAGAGUUCCAACAGGAACAGAUAUGUCGAUGGCACGUACUUAUACAUUCAUAA